AUGACCGACCCAACUGCCAGCACCAUCACGGCGACCGCCGCCGCCCCAGCCGAUAGCGCCAUCGGAUCAGGCAAACGCGAACGCGAUCCCUCAUCCCCGUUCGCUCCCGGCUCCCCACUCACAGAAGAUAAUAAAGAGACCAAAAGACUUCGGCUCACGCCAACUCAGCCUACCAAUGGAUUCGCAGCGCAAGAAGGCGAGGUUACUAUCCUUCCUAACCUCCACCUGCCUCUCAACGAAGACGUCUUUCGCACCUUCUUCCAAUACGCACACGACCGUCACGACGUCUUCCUCAAGCGUCAACGGGGAAGGACGCAAGAAGAAUGGACAAGCGACCCCGUACUGUGCACUACCAAGUUCGCUAACAUCUAUCGAGUGCUCGACCGGGGCACCCAGUAUGUGCUCACACAAGUUGUUCAGGACGGCCCUCAGGACUUGGAGGAGGUCUGCUUCCGUAUCUUUCUAUUUCGCUCGUUUGCACGAGUCAGCACCUAUGAAGUGAUCAAGAGCGCGCUCGGUAGCCCACCGACGCUCAAGACCUUUUCGCCUGCCGCUUAUGAAAACAUUCUGCUGCACCACAUUGGUGCUGGAAACCCCGUCUACGGAAGCUCUUACUUCAUCCCCGCGCCGAGAGAAUUCGGGACACAAUACCCAUUCCAGUCGACACUGAGGCUAGUCCAGCUGAUGCUCAGGACCGGACUGCCAAAGAAGCUCGCCGACCUACAUCACAUGCGAGAUGCGCACUCGCUGCUCGCCACUUUCCCGAGUCUAGGGUCUUUCCUUGCUAUGCAGCUCUUGCUCGAUCUCAAUCUAUCAGACCACUUUGACUUUAGCGAAGAAGAGUUUGCUGCCUGCGGGCCUGGUUCCAAAGCCUGUCUCGUCGAAAUCUUUGGCAAGUUUGUCACUGGCUUCGAGCUCGAAGCGAUGCGAUGGAUCCAAGCGAACCAGGAUCAUUACUGGUACAAAUACGGCAUCACCGAUGUGCCACACCUGUGUCCUGCUCGCAAGCCAGGUCUUAACGUCGUUGAUAUCGAACACACGCUCUGUGAAGUGUUCAAGUACCGUCGAGCCAAGAAACGACUCAAUAAACGUAGUUUGCGUGUCAAACGUGGUCGCUGUCGACGUGCAUCAACUGCUCGGCCCGACUCUGUUGCUGCUACGCCCACCGCUCCGGUGACGCCUUCAACCCGUGCUGUCACUGUCAAGCAGGAUGACGAUCAGGACGGUGUCGACGGCCUCGACUUUGAACGUAUUCGAUCGAAUGGCUCAAAAACCUCCUCCACUACCACCGAUAAGGUCAAAACCUUUGCUCCGACCACAGACUCAGUCACAGGUGCUCUACCAGCAAAGUGGCUCAAGCCGCGUCCAGCUGAAUCGUACGAGCGACCUGAACCAAUCGAUGACAGCGAACAGGUCUUCGAAGUCUCACACAUUGUCGCCAUCACCCCGACCCACAGCAAGUGUUUGGUCCGCUGGAAAGGGUUUGGUCCAGAAGACGAUACGUGGGAGAACACCGACGAGCUCGUCAACAACGGCGCAAAAGAGGCAGUCGAAGAGUACAUGAAAUGGAUCAACAAAGUCCGUGACGAAAUCAGUAAGAUGCUCGACGAAGAGAAACAGCAGAGGAUCAAAUUGGAGCAGAUGUCGGCUGAAGCACUCAUAAAUUAA
Molecule: messenger RNA, 1668 nt
Organism: Ustilago hordei
Lineage: Eukaryota; Fungi; Basidiomycota; Ustilaginomycetes; Ustilaginales; Ustilaginaceae
Exons: 2
Coding region: 1-1668 (555 amino acids)
Source: RefSeq, a predicted model, not a curated record